Messenger RNA from Entrophospora sp. SA101, 1252 nucleotides. Lineage: Eukaryota; Fungi; Glomeromycota; Glomeromycetes; Entrophosporales; Entrophosporaceae. The record is from the annotation of a GenBank genome assembly.
AUAUCUAAAAUUAUACCAUAGAUAUAAAGAUUUUGCAAAGCAUACAAGACCAAAGGUAGUACUUGCAAGUAAUGUUAGUUUAGAAACAGGAUUCUCCUGUGAAUUUUUAUUUGAAAUAUCAAAAUCACAUAUAAAUACUCUCAUUUUAACUGAUCAUGGACCACCAAAUUCUUUGGCAAGAACAUUAUAUUAUGAAUGGGAUUGUAAUAGUCAACUAAGUCAAAUUAAUAAAAAGGUUCCUUUAGAAGGGGUGGAACUUUUAGAAUAUAAAGCAAUGCAAUGCAAGAAGCAGGAAAGAGAGGCAGCACAACCAGCACUCGUUGCUAAAUCUUUGUCAAUAAUUGAAGAAGAUGAGGCAGAUGAUGAAAAGUCAGAAGCAGGAGAUGCAGACAUGGAAGAAUUAUUGGCAAAACAAUUUGACCUUUAUGUUCGUGAUGUAACAAAGUAUGGUGGUUUUUUCAAACAAUUGCAAAGUUAUUUGAUGUAUCCAUAUAUUGAAAAAAGGAAAAGAUAUGAUGAUGACUAUGGUGAAAUUAUCCCGCCUGAUAUGUUUAAAAGAAUUGAUGGAUCAAUUGGUAAUGAUGGAAUCGGUGUUGAACCAAUUGGUGAUAGAGAGGAUAUGGGUGGUGGUGAUAGAGAGGAGCUUGAUAAAGAUAGUAAUCAUUCUUCUUUGGAUUCUAAUGUUCCAACAAAAUAUGUAUCAUAUAAUGAAGAUGUUACAUUCAAAUGUCAAAUACAAUUUAUAUACUUGGAAGGAACUAAUGACAGAAGAUCAUUGAAAACCAUAGUACUGCAAGUACAACCUAGAAAAUUAGUAAUAAAAUAUUGUUUUUUAUUCAUAAAUAGUUGUGGCUAUGAAGCAACAAAAGAUUUUGCUCAAAGCUGUUUAGCUCUGGAAUCAAUGACUAAAAACAUUUAUACACCAGAUGUUGGAGAAACUUUGAAUGUUUCAGCUGCAAUAAAUUUCUAUCAAGUCAAACUGACUGAUGCAUUUGUUAGUUCAUUAAAUUUUUUAAAGCUUGAAGAUUAUGAUAUAGCAUUCAUAAUGGGAAAAUUUUCAUUCCCACAAGACUAUUCUCUCCCUAUAUUAGAUGCUAUACCAAUAGAAGAAAACACUAGUAAUAAUAAUCCUAUAUUUGUAGGUGAAGUGAAGUUAUCAAAAUUAAAACAUUUAUUACAAUCUGAAGGUAUCAAAGCUGAAUUUAAAGGUGAAGGUGUGUUAUUUUGUAAUGAAAAAGUUACCAUUAAAAAG